Molecule: messenger RNA, 925 nt
Organism: Arabidopsis arenosa
Lineage: Eukaryota; Viridiplantae; Streptophyta; Magnoliopsida; Brassicales; Brassicaceae
Source: the annotation of a GenBank genome assembly
AUGUCUUCUUAUAUAUAUUAAGAUAUUCAUAAGAACUACAAAAGAAAGAAAGGAGAUGGAGUGGUCAACGUCUAGCAACGUAGAAAACGUGAGAGUUGCUUUCAUGCCACCGCCAUGGCCGGAGUCUAGUUCCUUUAACUCGCUCCACAGCUUCAACUUUGAUCCUUACGCAGCAGGAAAUUCAUACACGCCUGGCGAUAUGCAAACCGGACCGGUUAUCUCUGUACCGGAAUCAGAAAAGAUCAUGAAUGCGUACCGAUUUCCGAACAACAACAACAACGAGAUGAUAAAGAAGAAGAGACUAACGAGUGGACAAUUAGCUUCACUUGAACGGAGUUUUCAAGAAGAGAUCAAAUUAGAUUCAGACAGGAAGGUGAAGCUGUCGCGAGAGCUCGGUCUGCAGCCACGUCAGAUAGCGGUUUGGUUCCAAAACCGUCGUGCACGGUGGAAGGCGAAGCAGCUCGAGCAGUUGUACGACUCGCUUAGACAAGAGUACGACGUCGUUUCCAGGGAGAAACAAAUGUUACACGAAGAGGUGAAGAAGCUGAGAGCUAUACUAAGAGACCAGGGUUUGAUCAAGAAGCAAAUCUCGGCCGGGACCAUCAAAGUUUCCGGUGAGGAAGACACCGCGGAGAUUUCGUCGGUGGUAGUAGCUCAUCCAAGAACAGAGAAUCUGAACACAAAUCAAAUCACCGGAGGAAAUCAAGUGUACGGUCAAUACAACAAUCCCAUGCUGGUUGCUUCCUCUGGCUGGCCGUCUUACCCGUGAUAGAUGUUGCUGAUCUCAAAGAGAUUGAAAGAGAUCAAGGAGAAAGAGAGAGAGAGAGUGUCACAUAGAGCUUUAGACUAGGACUUUAAGUAAUGUUAGACUAAGACAAGCUUUCUCUCAUUGUACGAUCUUAAGACAUAAAAUGGUACGUUCUUG